GGAAAGGGGCGUUUUCGGCCCGAAGAAAUCUUUUGGGUUUGGAGGAGGGGCGUGAGCUCGCGGCAAAUCGGGCGGGAAGAGGCCAAAUAGGAUUAGGGCGCGCGCCGUUUCGGUUCCUGUUUUCUGAGUCGCGCGGCCUGGGAGCUGCUGUUGCACGAGGGGGAAGGCGAGAGUCCCAGCUCCUGGGGCUAUUUCUGAGCAGUAGAAGUUACAAGUACCCCACUGAACAACCAGUUCCAAGUCCUAUCAUCAAAUCCUAUGUUCCUGCUCCAAAUGGUAACAGAUGUAUAAUAUUUCUUUUAUUUAAAAGAAAUGAGUGUAACUAGUGUUGCAUUAAGAGUUGAAACCUGGCUUUUAGCUACAUGGCAUGUUAAGGUACCUGUAACGUGGUUGGAAGCUUGUAUUAACUGGAUCCAAGAAGAAAAUGAUAAUAUUAAUUUGAGUCAAGCACAAAUGAAUAAACAAGUUUUUGAGCAAUGGCUCCUUACCGAUCUGAAAGAUUUAGAGCAUCCUCUUUUACCUGAUGACAUUUUAGAAGUCCCAAAAGGAGAGCUGAAUGGAUUUUUUGCUCUGCAGAUUAAUUCAUUGGUUGAUGUAAGUCAGCCUGCAUAUUCCCAGAUGCAAAAGUUGAGAGGAAAGAAUACUAUGAAUGAGUUAAUUACAGCUGAAACACAAGUAACCCAAAAGCCUUGGGAAGCCAAGCCUUCACGAAUGUUGAUGCUACAGCUAACUGAUGGAAUUGUACAAGUGCAGGGAAUGGAAUAUCAGCCUAUUCCAGUUCUUCAUAGUCAUCUUCCUCCAGGUACAAAAAUUUUGAUAUAUGGAAUCAUUUCUUUUCGUCUUGGUGUUCUCUUAUUGAAACCAGAAAAUGUGAAGGUGUUGGGAGGAGAAGUAGAUGCUCUUUUAGAGGAAUAUGCCCAAGAAAAAGUACUUGGAAGAUUAAUUGGGGAACCUGAUCCUAUAGUUUCAGUCAUACCAAAUAAUUCUAACCAAAACAUCCCUAGAAAUACAGAUGAUAUAGAGCUUGAAUUAGAACCUUCUGAUGAAGAACUCUUGGCAAGUCUUGAUGAAAAUGAUGUGUUUGCAGCAAAUAAUGACACCUCCUUGGAAAGAAGAUGUUUCAGCAUAGGUAGUUCCUCAAAUACUAUUCCCACAGGACAGUCAAGUUUUGAACCAGGACUUGUUAUUUCUCCAAGACCAAAGGAGAAACCACCAAAUCAAUCUGUGCAUUUCACUGAUGGGGAAUUAGAUGACUUUUCCUUAGCAGAGGCCUUGCUUUUAGAAGAAGCUGUCCAGAAAGAACAAAUGGAGACUAAAGAAUUGCAGCCAUUGACUUUGAACAGAAUACCAGAUGACAGUAUAGCAAGAUCUUCAUAUAAGCCUAAUACUCUGAAUAAUUUUUCUUUAAUUGGCAAAAAUGGAAAUGAUAAUUGGAAUGAAAAUAAUUUAUCUGAACAAAUGACUGAUGAAGACCACAACAAUGGUGUUUUUUCAGUUAAUCAUAAUGUAUCCAUAACCCAUGGUUUUUCAAAUAAAGAUAAGAACUCAGAGACAGAUAAUAAAGUGAAACAAACUAUCAUCAGUUCAAAUGUACAUUCCUUAAAUAAUACAAUAUUAAAUAGAGAACUGGUCAGAACUCCAAAAAGAAGUUCACAAAUUUAUAAUGGAAAUGAUCAGCGUUUACGGAAUUAUUCUUUAAAAUCAUCAGAGAACAGCACUAAACUUUCUAACACCAUGGAUUUGUAUUCUCCACCCUUUAUCUAUUUGUCUGUUCUAAUGGCCAGCAAACCAAAGGAAGUUAUAACAGUGAAAGUCAAAGCCUUUAUCGUAACCUUAACUGGAAAUCUCUCAAGUUCUGGUGGCAUUUGGAGUAUAACAGCAAAGAUUUCUGAUGGAACUGCAUAUCUAGAUGUAGACUUUGUAGAUGAAAUACUUGCUGGUCUGAUAGGGUUUUCAGUAGCAGAGAUGAAAAAGUUAAAAAAGGACCCUCUUCAAUAUCAGAAGUUCCUGGAGGGUUUGCAGAAAUGUCAGCGAGAUUUAAUAGAUUUGUGCUGUCUAAUGACUAUUUCAUUUAAUCCCUCCUUGUCUAAAGCAGUGGUACUGGCAUUGGAAGAUAUUAAUGUGGAACACCUUGAGAACCUAAAGAAGCGAUUGAAUAAAUAAUUUACUAAAAUAUUAGAAAACAACGAAAUAUCUAGAAUUAUAUUUGUCCUUUUAUUUUUGAAACUUUCUGUUCAUAAAAGGGAAAAGGAAGUUUCACAACUUAUUUCAAUUUAAAAGUGUUUAAUGUUUGUUUAGGUUU
Messenger RNA from Myotis brandtii (Brandt's bat), 2302 nucleotides. RefSeq names its product RecQ mediated genome instability 1 (gene RMI1). Gene Ontology annotation, cellular component: RecQ family helicase-topoisomerase III complex; nuclear body. The coding region runs from base 313 to 2163 and encodes 616 amino acids. NCBI's taxonomy places the organism in Eukaryota, Metazoa, Chordata, Mammalia, Chiroptera, Vespertilionidae. The record is from RefSeq and is a predicted model, not a curated record. Gene Ontology annotation, biological process: resolution of meiotic recombination intermediates; double-strand break repair via homologous recombination. The transcript has 3 exons. Gene Ontology annotation, molecular function: nucleotide binding.